AAGAAUUACUGUCCAUAUUGUUGAGUAAAGCUUGUUAUGGUAUUUCUAAACAUACCACUGCUGGUUCGCGCUCGCGGUCCAGAUGAAUUCUGGCGCAAGCGACGCAUUUUCAAGCUCGCUGCGCAUUAUCGCAGUCGCACCCGCAAUGUUUACUCUUUUGCCAUACGCAGCGUGCAUCGUGCGCUCGCAUAUGCCACCACGGGUCGCAAGCUCAAGAAACUGGACAUGGCCCAGCUGUGGACGACACGUGUCGAAGCCGGUUGCCAGCAAUAUGGAGUCGCCCUAGACACAUUCAAGGAGGGUCUCGCCCGCUCCGAUAUCCAGCUGAACAAGAAAAUGCUCUCGGAUUUAGCAAUUUGGGAGCCACGCUCAUUUGAGGCCUUGGUGAAUAUUUCCCGGGAACGUGCUGCAGUCGAGGGCUUGCCGGACAUCAAACGAAGAUCGGCCUUUAAUCAGGUGUACGGACUGAGUAAUCUAAAGCUGGAUUAGUUUAAGUGUUGUUUAUUCAAUUUACAUUCAUAUAUAUGUAUAUAUAGUUUUAUAUAUUAA
Messenger RNA from Drosophila grimshawi, 549 nucleotides. It is a transcript of the gene mRpL20, whose product is annotated as 50S ribosomal protein L20. The coding region runs from base 37 to 489 and encodes 150 amino acids. The transcript is spliced from 3 exons. Gene Ontology annotation, biological process: translation; ribosomal large subunit assembly. Gene Ontology annotation, molecular function: rRNA binding; structural constituent of ribosome. NCBI's taxonomy places the organism in Eukaryota, Metazoa, Arthropoda, Insecta, Diptera, Drosophilidae. The record is from RefSeq and is a predicted model, not a curated record. Gene Ontology annotation, cellular component: ribosome.